Molecule: messenger RNA, 1145 nt
Organism: Solea senegalensis (Senegalese sole)
Lineage: Eukaryota; Metazoa; Chordata; Actinopteri; Pleuronectiformes; Soleidae
Product: protection of telomeres protein 1-like
Exons: 7
Coding region: 76-1017 (313 amino acids)
Biological process (GO): telomere capping; regulation of telomere maintenance via telomerase
Cellular component (GO): nuclear telomere cap complex
Molecular function (GO): telomerase inhibitor activity; G-rich strand telomeric DNA binding
Source: RefSeq, a predicted model, not a curated record
UAUAUGUGUGUGUAUAUACUGUACAUAUUUUAAGUUUAUGAGCAGUGAACUGAAUUGUCUGUGUGUCUUUAUUGUAUGUUGUUGUCGUUGUGGUCAGAGAGGAGCUGCGAUCACGACAUUCGCCCUGUGAAGCUGUCCGAGGUAAAGCGAUGCGACCCAGGUCAGAUUCACCACGUCAGAGUCCAGCUGAGAUCCUACAAGCCUCGAAGACUCCACCAGGUUCUGAAACUCUACUGUAGCAAGUGUUCAUCCCUGCUGGACGUCCCCGAUGAUGAACUGGUUGCAGGUCUGUUUUCUGAGGCAUGCAGGGACUCGGGCUCCUGUGCUCCUCCACCGUGGUUGUUCUCUGGGCGUGUGAAUGUCCCCAGAGAUUCUUCAGGGUCCCCAAACCGAGCUUUGAGCAUUCACCUGUCCACCCAGCUCAUGAGUGAGGGGAAAACCAAAGAGCUUGUCUUCCUCAUGGGUUCAACGCUGGAGGAAACGCGUCGCCUGGCGGCUGGUUACCAGAACAUCGUCCCUGUGAGAUCGUCAGACAGCCACCUGGCUCUGCUUGACCUGUCUGCACCGUUCCUCUUCAGGGGCAGGAAGCGAUACUACGGGUGUAAGCAGUGUUCUGAGGCGGCAGUGAGGGAGCCGCGCACUGACGGAGCGGAGGUGAUCGAUGAGAAGGUCAUUGCAGAAGCUCUUGGUGUCCAGCUGCUGCAGUUCAUCCUGCUGAUGAAGCUCGAGCUGCAGGACGCCACAGGCACGCUGGACGUCUUUCUGUGGAGAGACGCUGAGCUGUUCUUCGGCGUGUCAGCUGAGGACGCGGCAGUCGAUCAGGAGGCUCAGAGACGCAUCCAACAAACUAUGGAUGCCCUCUGUCCACCAGGAGGCAACGCAGGGAAGCGUCCAUGGCUCAACGUGUGUCUGACUGCGUAUCUUGGAGAGGACGAUGAUGGACUGAACCAAACCUGCUACCAGAUCUGCCACACCACCGCCACCAGAGCCUCCUCCACCCAGUCUGAGCCUGUCUGAAGCAACUGAUGCCACUGUGGUAAACCAGUGUCCUGUAUAGGAAACUGUCUCUACCUUUGUGUGUGGGUGUGUGUGUGUGUGCGCGCUUAUUUAUUGUGUAAGACAAAAUAACUGUGAAUAAAUUAAUA